Penaeus indicus is the source of this 1510-nucleotide messenger RNA. RefSeq names its product DNA damage-regulated autophagy modulator protein 2-like. The record is from RefSeq and is a predicted model, not a curated record. The coding region runs from base 660 to 1481 and encodes 273 amino acids. NCBI's taxonomy places the organism in Eukaryota, Metazoa, Arthropoda, Malacostraca, Decapoda, Penaeidae. The transcript is spliced from 8 exons.
UCUCAUGUCAUUCUAGUGCCCCGUGUCUGCUGUUAUCAAGAGUCUUAGUAGAUUGGAUAACGUGCUUUCCGUCCGUUGAUAUGGCUUAUCUGUCACGAGAUGAGGCGCUUGGAAGGGUUUGCGAAGGGGAAAGGAGCAUGGCCGGUCCACGCCUCUCGGGUUUAGGGAAGAAAAGCUUUUCUUCCUUUUAACGUGCGAUUCAGUGGAUAAUUUGGGUGAACGUCUUCGAAUUAGUUGUGACAAUGAAAGAAAAGCAGAUAAAAUGAGUUGAAAUGAAUUGAAGUACAGAUGGAGUUGAUGAUGCAGUGUACUGUAGAUGUUACUGUUGAAGAAAAGGAGGCGAGGGAUGGAAGAAUAAUAACUAAAGCGAAGAAUAAAGUUGAUGUUGAAAAAUGAUUCUUGAAUAUGAAUUGUGAUGCAUGGAGAUAUAAAACAAUGGUUGGUAUGAAAAAUAUAGACAUAGAUAAUGCAGCAUUGAAUUAUGGUUAGCAGAUAAGAUACAUGUUAUUGUCAGCAGUAAGUUGGCAAUGUUGUGAAGGUGCUAUAGUGGCGUUGAACACUGUCAAGUAAGAAGUUCAUUGCGCAGUUUCCAAGAACAAACUCCAUUUAUGGCAACCUCAUACAUGUAAUGGAAGCAAGUGCCCUUGACAAGCUUCAAAAUGGGGUCAUCGUAUCUGUACUUGUUGCCUCUCUUUGUGUUCGUCCUCUUCCCUGCAACCUUCAUCAUCACAUACACAAUAUCAGUUCUGCUACACCACACUGAGCCAGAAUUUCCGUACAUUAGUGACACGGGGACGUAUUCUCCAGAGAGCUGCAUAUUUGGCCAAGCUCUCAACAUUGGGGCAUUUGCAAUUCUGGUGACCAUCUAUGUCCGAUUUCGGCAAAUUGCUGAGUUAUACCGCAACCAUUCCUCGUCCUCUAACAUCGUGAGACUCAACAGAGUGGGACUUCUAAUAGGCUCCCUGGCUGCUCUUGGCAUAUCCAUAGUUGCCAACUUCCAAGAAACAAAUGUGUUCUUUGUACACAUUUCGGGGGCCUUGAUGGCUUUUGGUCUGGGCACUGGGUACCUCUGGGUGCAGGCAAUGUGUUCCUACCAGACUCAUCCGCUUGUCAACAGCCUUGCUAUGGCCCAUGUGCGGCUGAUCUUAGCUGUUGUGGCGGCAGUCUUCUUUGUGACAGGUUGCAUCUGCGCCAGUAUCGCUCAUGCACAGUUCAAAGGCGAUGACCCAACCAAGUGGUACCCUAAAGAUGGAGGGUGGGCGUUCCAUGUUGCAAGCACAGUCUCAGAGUGGGUUUGUGCUGGAGCAUUUAACAUUUUCAUGCUGACACUAGUGGAUGAGUUUAAGUGCAUCUCCAUGGAUCCUCCACAAGUCUAUGUAUCCGUUGAAACACUGGCACCAACACAAUACAGUGGCAUUGGGGAACCCGAUCAAGCAACCGAUGACGUGCAGGCAAUCCUGUCACAGUCCUACAUAACCUGAGGACAACCCUCCCAGUCAGCUAGCUGUAU